CUCUGCUUUUUCUGCAGUCUCCCUUCUGUGCUCAUUUCUAAUGCAAUGUUCACAGUGCAGCAUUGCUGUCCAGUUUACAAAGUAGUCUCUGCUUGCAUGGUAAUAUAGUGGUGCUGGUGCAAUGCCCACAGGGCUGUUUUUUGCCUUUGAGCAUUUCUAAGGGUGCUGCUGGCAUCUGAGAUUGUGUAGCCUUGGAGAUAACUGUCCACGCCUUUCUUUCUGAUGUUGUUGCCUUAGAAAGCUACUGAGCUGACUCAGGUUGACUGAAUGGAGGGACAAGGAGGGGCAGGCACCCCAGAAUUGAGCAAGGAAGCACUGAACCUAUUAAAACCAUCUGAAUCUGGUGACUUGUCAACGGACAACACCCAUAAUCCUUCAGGCGAAGAGGAGGCUGGAAUUCCUAUUCCCAACCACGGCUUGUUACAUGUGGCAGAAAGACGGCAGCCCCUGAGCAGCGUUUCUUCUCUGGAGGUGCACUUUGACCUGCUUGACCUCACAGAGCUGACUGACAUGUCCGACCAGGAGCUGGCUGAGGUCUUUGUGGACUCUGAUGAGGAAAACCAAAAUGAAUCCCCAGUGUCACUCCACCAGCCUCCCAUCCCUCGUGGCGGAUACCUGCGCUCUCCCUCCUGGACACGAACCAAAGGAGAGCAAGGCCGCGAAAGGAAACCAAAUUCCAGUGAUUCAGAAGUAUGCCUAGAAGCAACAGAGUCCAUUUUAAAGAUGGAGAGACCCAAACAACAUUGAGGAGGAGAAGGAGACCACUGCUUCCAACCCAUUCUGAGCCGCAGACUCUGACAUUUACCAGUCUCUACUUAAAACUGGUGCUAAAGAGAUGCUUGUAUUUGGACCUUGUGCACUGUUAACUAAAGUAGGCAAAUAGUGAGGGAGCACAGCUUCUGUAUAUGGGGGACUUCAUCAGCUCACAUUCUGCUUUGAUUGGCUGUGUGUCCAGAAUUAUUCCAUUUAAGAGCCAGCUGGCCGAAAAAAAAAAGAAAAAGUAUUUUUCUGGAUGAAUGUUUUGCCUAAUUGCACACAGGGACCUGGAGUUAACUCCAUCCCGAACACAAUGAAUGGGUCAUAAGUAGAAAAGACACGCUUACUCAGCCAAGAUCACCUUUCCUGUGAUACAUAUUACAAUUUAAAGUGACCCUAACCUUAAUCUUUUAAGCACUUUCAAACACAUUGCAGUUUUAGGUAUUGAUGAUGCUGUUACAGGUCCACUAAAGAUAACUAACCCUCUGCACUCAUUUGCUUUUUUUGUUUGUCUUGGUCUGUUUCUUUUUUUAAUUUGUUUUAUAUCUAAAAUAACUUAAAGCCUUAUGGCCAGAAACAUGAGUACUUUGGUCAAAGGAAUAAAAAAGUCAGAGGGCUGCCAAAAAGGAUCUAUGGCUAAAAAUUGCAGACACUCCAUGAAUAACAUCAAGAUUAAAAAACUGUGGUUUAGACAUUUCAAGAAAUAAAUUCAAAUGAAUAGAAACCCAAAGUGUGCUGCCAUCACUACAUUUGAUAUAAUCAGGGGUAUGUGAGGUCAACAAUUGAAGCUGAAAAUUAAUGAAGAGAACUGGCUGUCUCAGUGGUCCCCUAUUCCUAGGGAUGUCACCUAGAUUUGCCUCAUUGCUGCUAAGUUUCAUACUUCACAAUAUCUAAAUCACAACAACCAUGGGCUAUAAAUGAUCUCCAUGAUUAAUAAAAUCAGGAAGAAGUGUAAUGUGGUUGCACCCUCACUGCCUUCGUUUGGAUACGGCUUCACUUUAAUAUACUGCAUGUUCUCACUGAGGGUUUGAGCCCACUCAAUUAGUGUUGAACAUUUGGCACAUCAAGGCUCCAUUAUGGUGAGAUGGUGACAAACCAUAAAGUGAACACCUUGCUUAAGAAGAAUCCACAUUUCCCUUUCUUAAAAUGUCAUUUUGUCAUGCAAGAAACCCGGCCACUUUGGUCAAGGGAAUAGCAUAAAGUGCCAAAAAAAUCAAUUGCUAAAAAUUACACAGGGACAUGCAAUUUUCUUCCCUGGCCUUACAGUAUCCUUUCAGUUAUUUAGCUCCUGUGGUUACCUUAUGGUGUAUUUAACAGCUCCAGAUUGCAACUGUUUGCUCAGUCUUUCACUUUCUUUAGUUGUCUUUUGUAACAAUGGCUUCACUCAUUAACUAUGAUUUACCAGAAGAUUUGACAUGUGUUGAAUUUUGACUUUGAUGCCUAUACUGUAUUUUUUAUAAUGUGCUCUUGUUUACAUUACUAGUCAACUGCUGAUCUUUCCACAAUUAUAACUACGAUAUGAGUCAAUAAUUUAAAAAUGGUGCCAGCUGCUACUUGAGGCAUCCAAAAGUCCUCUCCAUACUCAAAGAAGGUAUAACCAUGAAUGGCAAAGAGGAGGUGAGGAUCCAUUUUGGACAAAGCUGAGCACACCAGCAUUACAAUACUACAGAAUAUUGUAGAAAUUUGGGACUUUUUUAUUAGAAAUAGAUGGCUAUUUAAUCUUGAUUCAGCUCCAGAAGGAAGAGUGGUGGCAGAUGAAAACAUGACAAUGUAUUAGCUACUGCUCCUCAAGACACCUAAUCAUGAACAAUGUGAAACUAGAGACUUUGUGAUGAACUGCUGGAUUUAAACCGGCAUACAAGAACAGUAAUCUCAGCAAAUGCACCAAAAGUUGAUUAAAAAAAAAUUACCAUUUUGGCCUGAAGGGGGCGGUCCAGCACCCCAACGCAGACAAACACAGGCACACAUCCAGCAACUCACAGACUUAUUUAGUCCAGGGAAACUCUUCCAGUAAGUGUUUGCCUCAGCACAGUACAUAAAACACAGCAAUAAAGCAGCACACACUACUUUUUUUUCUCUUUUCUUCUCUCUCUCUCUCUCUCUCUUUGCCUUCUCCUUCCUCUAGCAAGCUUCGUCCAUUUUCCUCUAGAUCCUGGCUCCUGGAGCUGUGGCAGAUGGCUUCUAUUAUGCUGCUCCCAGGAGGACUUCCAGUGUCCUGUAAGCCCGGACUUCCGGGUGAGGUGAGAGCCCAACAAAGUGGAGCUCAGCAGUGUCUGCAGUACCACCUAUUAGCGGCAUUUCUGAAACUCAAAAGUGCUGAGCCAGCAAACUCCAACUCCAAGAGGGUCCUGUGAGAAUCUAUGGCACUGUAACAACCUAGGGGGGGGGCUGAAAUCUAGCAAUUUGGGAGAGAUAAUGCCCUGACCAUACUUUCUCCCACACUUGCCCAGCCAGGCAAGGGUUCCAGCCAUCCGCCACACUAUACAACUGAUUUUAUGUUGAGGUGACACACUAACUUAAAAAUACAAAACAAAUCCUUUUAGAAAGAAAGGUUUACCUAUUUGUGAACUGGUACUCCAUUCAACACCCAUUAAUGAUGGUUUUGUUUUUAGUAAAUGUGCUAAGAUCUGUUUGAAGGCAACUUCCUGGAGUAAAACUGACGUCAUGUGAAUAACAUUUGUACUCAACAAAGACCUUCUGAAAGUUGUAAGACCCCUUCACUUGUGUCACAAUGUAUGUUGCAAACUUGUGCUAAAAUUAUAUAAAUAUUUUUUUCCCCUCACUCAA
Molecule: messenger RNA, 3543 nt
Organism: Polypterus senegalus (gray bichir)
Lineage: Eukaryota; Metazoa; Chordata; Cladistia; Polypteriformes; Polypteridae
Gene: dbndd1
Product: dysbindin domain containing 1
Exons: 4
Coding region: 268-747 (159 amino acids)
Biological process (GO): negative regulation of protein kinase activity
Cellular component (GO): cytoplasm
Source: RefSeq, a predicted model, not a curated record